UUGUUGCUAAUUAUUUAGAAAUUAGAUUAUUUUAUGUUGAAAAUUUAGAUUUGUAAAUUUUUUGGGUUAACUGUUGAUCAGAGUCAAGGUGACCCUUAAUUUGAAGGGUGAUCCGGUUUCCAUUGGAAACGAUUACAGUUCAUCUCAUAUGUUGUUGAUUUUUUUCAUUUUGUAUUUUACUUUGUGAUUAAGUUUUACAAUUAACUGAUUUUUUGUCCUUCUUUUUAUUGUUAAUUGAUUUUGGGUGAUUUUAUUUUUACCUUUGUCUAUUGAUUAACUAUGCUGUCUUCCAAAUUAGCUAAGGUUUUAGUUCAACCAUUAUUGAAAACAACUUUAGCUCCAUUGAACAUAUCAGCUAAAUGUCUUCAUCAAAUAAGUUUAAAUAAUAUCGCCAGGAAAAACAUGGAUACUCAAGGAGUCGUCCCUGAUGUCAUUGAUACCAUACCAAUAAACACCAUUGAGGUUAAAUAUCCAAGUGGUGCUGAAGUUAAAUUUGGAAAUGAAUUAACUCCAACCUUAGUUAAAGAUGUACCUACUCUUGUUAAUUGGCCAUCAGAAGAAGGAGCCCUUUACACUCUUUGUAUGACCGAUCCUGAUGCUCCAAGCCGACAGAAUCCUAAAUACCGUGAAUGGCAUCACUGGCUGGUUGUUAACAUCCCCAACAAUGAGGUUGGCAAAGGAAAAAUAAUCUCCGAAUAUGUCGGAAGUGGACCACCUAAAGGAACUGGACUUCAUCGUUAUGUUUUCCUUGUAUACAAACAACCAGGACAAUUAAAUCCCGAUGAGAAAAUCCGAAGCAAUCGAUGUGGUGAGGGUAGAGAAAAUUUCAAGAUUCGUGAUUUCGCCAAAAAGUAUAAACUGGGCACUCCCAUCGCUGGUAAUUUCUAUGUCGCUCAAUGGGAUGAUUACGUUCCAAAAUUAUACCAACAACUCAGCGGUGACUAAAUUAUCUGGAUUAUUGCAACAUUUAUUAUGCAUCUUUGAUCAUCAAGCAAAUUACCUUCUCUCUCCGACCCACCUUAAGCCAUUUUUACAGCUCAUUUCCUCGCUGACCCUUGUGUCAUGUUGAGCUUUUUGUUUUCUUUUUCAUCGAUAAGUAAAUCCCAAACUAGAUUAAUCUAAUAUUUUCCUCAUGUGAGCUAGAAUACAAAUCCUAAUCCCAUAGAAAUCAGAUUACCAUAAAAUGUUGAGUUUUCCUAAUUUCCGUUUUCCAUGAACCUUGAAUGUAAAUUUUGAUUGCAUUUGUUACACUUGAACCUCACAAACAGAUUCAGUCUAAGAUUUUGUUUUUCUCCCCAUCACUGUUAUCAACAAAUAAUAACAAUUAUGUCGGAGAAAAAGUUAAUUAGCUCAAAUAAAUUACAAUUUAAAUUCGGUUAAACAAAAAAUCGUAUCUUCUUAUAUUCACAGACACAUGACAUACAUGUAUAAAAGUCAAGAAGAGAAUCGAAAUCAAUAACAAAUUCGUUCAGAAAGUAGAAAAUUUAUUGUUAAGAAUCAUGAGAGUUUAAAAGAGAUUAAGAUUCAUUAAUUGUUGAGAUUUAAAAAGUUCCACAAUCAAUUUUUCUGUUGUGAAUUUUUUGUUCCAAAAAAAAGUCCAACACACAAAAAGAUAGAGAGAUUAUUAUUAUCGGUUGGAACAUGAGAGUAUUUGGAUUGGACUGAAUUCUCUCUGAUUUUCUUUUCUCUUCUUGAUGAUCAUGAUGCUGGAACACUUUCCAAGGUUGUUUUCUCUUCCAAACAAACAGAUUCACCAAUUCCACAAGGUCCAAUUUCUUGACCAUCGACAACCUGAUGACCAUUAGCCGAACCAUUGAUCAAAGGUUUUCCAGUCUCCUCAGCGGCGAUGAUUUGGUCAACAGCAUCGGCGAUGAUUGUUUUUACUGUCUCACUGAUAACCAAAGAUUGAUCCAUGAUUGAUUGAUGACAAUUAACUAAUUAACUAUGGACACAAUUAACAAACAAAUUGGAAGGACACAGAAAAAUAAGACAAACAAGAAGAAUUGACAAAAAGGAAAACUGAAAGAGAGUCGAUAAGCCAAAGUGACGCAAACGUGAAUGAAUAAAGAAAUGGAUUAAAAAAGGAUUAACCCAACAAGAUGAUAAUCUAUAUGAUGACGACAAUGAUGAUGAUGAUGAUGAAGAUGAAAAUCUAAACAACAAAGAAGAAAACGCUGAAGAAUAACUUAUACCCACGACCGGCGAGAAAAGGAAAAAAAGUCAAUGCUCUUACCUUUUCUUUUCUCUUUUCUCUUUUUUUCUUCUCUCUUUUUUCUCUGUCUGUCUCUUUCUUUAUGGUUUUUUCUUUCAUCUUCUUCUCUUCCUUUUUCUCUUCAUCUUCAUCAUCUUUUCCAUCAGCAAUUUGUUCCCCUUAUUGCAUCCAUCUUCUUCUUUCUCUUCUUCUCCAUCUUCUCUCAUCAUCUUCUUGUAAAUGGUUGUAAACAUUUCUCUCAUUCUGUCUACCAUUUUCUCCCUUUCAAAUUGUCACCUUUCUUUCUGAUUUCUCAUCAUCAUCAUCAUUUAGAUUCAUCUUCCAAUCACAACAAUCAAUUUCUAAUCAAUUUCAAUGGUCAACCAAUCAAACGACCUGAAAUCAUUUGCCAGCGUCUUAAUUGUCCAAUCCAACUAUUCAAAUUUGUUUUCACAUAACCAUGAAUCCUGUUUGUAACCAGUUAUCUACAAUUAGUAUUAAUCACAUUGAUUAAUCAUCAUCAUCAUCACCAGUAAACUGUUGAUUAUCAUGAUGAUCAUGUUGUUAUUCAUCAGAACAAUUUAAAUUGUCCUUCAACAUUUAAUUCAUGGUAAACAACAAGGAAUCAACUAGGAAUUGAGAAAAACAAUUUCGGGAAAAAUUAUUCUCAACAAUUAAUGAUUCAACUGAUUGCGAGUAGAAGCAAAUGAUUUACCAACAACUGAUUAAGUAAUUAACAAAUAUGAUUACCAAUCAAAUUUUGAUCAUUCAGUAAAUCUAUUCUGUAAACAUAAUUAACUUACGUAAUUAUAAUUUAAACUAAUCAACUGAUUAGAUUUUGGAUUUUGAUUCAAUCAACUUUUUUUUACUUCGUUUCCAUGUAAACAUAUUUGAACACCUUGAUUGUAAUCAGAGAGAGAAAGAGACAGAGAUUUAAAUUAUUAUUAUUAUUUCCAAUGGCAAUUAAUUAUUAUUAAAUUAAUAUUGAAAUCAGAAUCAAAUGACAACAGCAAUUGAGAUAUAAAUUGUUAAUCGUUGAUCAAAUAUCGGCUAUUUAAUAAUUGUCUCUGUUUAAAGAAACAUUGAAAUUGUUAAUUUAUCGUUUUCGUUUCAUGAGUUAAUUGUGAUCUUUUUUUUAAUCAAUUCAAUCAAAAUGAAAACGAUUCCAGUUUUAAUCAUAAUUGUCGUCAUUCUAAUUGUUAAUGGUAAUUGUCUCAAAUCAAAUUCCAUCACCUCUAAUAGUAAAUCGUGUUCGUCAAAUUCACAAAAUGGACAAUCAAUUAAAGUUUGUACGGAAAUUAAAAGAUUAAAUGGAGAAAUUGUUCUUAAUCAAAUUUGUACAACAAUUAACAAUCAAUCAACAAACUGUCGAAAUGUAACUGAUUAUGAAUAAUAAUUACAAUUAACGAGUUUCAAUCAAUUGUGUUGUUUUCUAAUCCAAUUCUAAAUCAAAGGUUACAAUUAAAUAAAUUGUUGUUUUAUCUUCAGUAA
Panonychus citri (citrus red mite) is the source of this 3682-nucleotide messenger RNA. RefSeq names its product protein D2-like. The transcript has 4 exons. Bases 280 to 945 code for a protein of 221 amino acids. The record is from RefSeq and is a predicted model, not a curated record. NCBI's taxonomy places the organism in Eukaryota, Metazoa, Arthropoda, Arachnida, Trombidiformes, Tetranychidae.